UAUUCACUCGGCAGUCAGCAUGGCGUCCGCUCCGCCAAGGCAACCCGCUGGCGCCAGCACACAGAAUGACCAUAACUCGACAGUGGCUGCAGCCGCACAGAGCCUUAUAAAUGUGCUCACACAGAACGUCUCCCAGGGACAGCAAGAGCAAGGAAGAAAGCAGGAACAGGAAUCUUCUUCUGUAGAACAAGAGAUGACCAGAUCUUUUCCUGGAUUUUUCUCAAGAAAAAGUUACCUUGGAAAGCGAAAGAUACAGAGUCCAAAGACCUGUAGCACACCAUAUACAAAACCGUGGAAGCCUUUUAGUUUUUAUGUGUACCUGUUUAACAUGAAUUCAGAGACAACUCCAAACUCAUCUGAAGAGUCUGAGCUUGCCCAGGCAGGGCUUGGAAAAAGACAUCUCACCAUGUCCAGGGAUAUGAGUCACGAGGAGUUCUUCAGACUACUUCAAAAUGAGUACCCUAAGAUGCAGGGAGUGACAGGAGGUUGGCUACUCUACAAGGCUACAGGUGGUCAGGGUAAAAGGAGACUGGUAAUGAUUCCUCCUGACUCUGAUGGAUACACCGGAACCCUACUUCGCAGUGUUACAGGGGCAGGAAAGAGCACCCUGUAUAUUGUGCCAUUGCAACAUGAGUUUGACCUAACUCCACUACCUCCAGAUGCCAUUGAAUUCCAAAGUAUGCCAACAGCACAAUGCCACACAUGUAAAGUGAUUUUUCCUUUGCACAUUUUGGCCCUUUAUGUUCAGGAGUGCAUGGAGUCUGAGUCAGCAGGAGAGGAUAUUGAGGCGUGUCAAAGUGACAUCCAGAUAGUUUCAGAGACAGCCCCCCCUGUCCAUGACACGGAGACAUCUUUUGGAGAGAAAGUUCCAUGUCCUAUCUGUUUCUUGAACUUCACACCACAGUUUGUAGAGAUCCAUGCUAGCAUGUGUGGAGAAAGAAGAAAGGACAAUCUUACGAUGGCUGAGACAAAUGCCGUGAGCCAGGACAAUGGAGAGGAGCACAUCAAAAGUGUUGAUGAUGUAUUGGAUGCCAUUUGUCGAAGAGUUGACGUAGAGAAACAGUUCAACAUCCAAAUCUCAAGAACAAACAUUCUGGAGAGAGGCCUACUGCAGUGGCAACGUCAAAAAAAAAUUCACCCACUGCUACUCUGAAAGUGACAUUCUUUGGGGAGGCAGGAGUGGACACAGGUGCGCUCCGAAAAGAAUUUCUCACAGGUAAAACAAAAACAAA
Sander lucioperca (pikeperch) is the source of this 1232-nucleotide messenger RNA. RefSeq lists its product as uncharacterized. NCBI's taxonomy places the organism in Eukaryota, Metazoa, Chordata, Actinopteri, Perciformes, Percidae. The record is from RefSeq and is a predicted model, not a curated record. The coding region runs from base 20 to 1153 and encodes 377 amino acids. The transcript has 10 exons.